GCAAUCAUUGUUUAUUACACAGAAAUCGUAUGCGAUCAUUUGUUCACUCAGUUGGCCGUUGGCCCCCGCAGUGUUCACACACAAGCGUGCGCGUCGAUUUCCGUUUACGAAAAAUAUACGCGCAAUGGGAAACUUUAAGAUUGUUGAUUUCAAUGAUUUAGAUGAAAUAGCGCAAACAUUAGUUCGAGAGGCAGUCGCAGUGAGAAAGAGGGCAUACUGUCCUUACUCCAACUUCGCUGUGGGAGCCGCGUUGAUCACCGAAGAUGGCUCCAAGGUGUACAACGGCUGCAACGUCGAAAACGCUGCUCUAGCGCCCUCCAUUUGCGCAGAACGUUGCGCAGUGCCUAAGGCAGUCUCUGAAGGUUACACGAAAUUCUCUAGAAUAGCUGUUGUGGCUCAACAAGAGGAGUUCACGGCGCCGUGUGGCUUUUGCCGACAGACCCUCAGGGAAUUCUGCGCGUCUGAUGGCGACAUGAUCAUAUACCUCAGCAAACCCAACAUGGAGAAAGUGCUGUGUACCAAACUAUCUGAAUUGCUACCAAUCUCAUUCGUUACUUAUAAAGAAAAUAAUAAAAUCGGUUAACUGUGUUGAAAUAAUAAGUGCAUUAAUUUAAAUAGUUUAUGUUUAAUUAACAUCUUAAGAGGUAAUAUUUACAAAGUUAUAUAACUUAAAACAAUACACACAUAAAUAAUUUUACUUACAAUACGUCGAGUGAAAAAUGUUAAAAUUGAAAAUAUAUUGCAAUACAAUUUGUUUCAUCCAGAGCGUUAUAUUGGAGCAGUGAAAAAGUACCUUUUCAGUCACAUUAAAUAUUUUGUAUAAAGUGUUCUCAACUAUAAUAUAAAAUGUCGCUUUUGUCAAUUAGCUACGAGAAAGGUGUCGUACAUAGGUGCCAAACUACAAAACUCAUUAUUUGUAAGAAUGCUACACCUUGAUCAAAGAAAACGAUCGCAAGUUUUACUUAAAUUACGCGACAAUUAUGAAUAUAAAAAUGCAAUAUUGGCAGUAUUAACAGUCUUGUAGUGCGUCAGAUUAAUUUAUUUUCAUAAUAGAAACAGGAUAGAAUAAAACAUAAUACUUGACAGAGAUAACUACUACUAACUAAUAUAUCUUAAAAUUACUAAUAAGAC
Molecule: messenger RNA, 1131 nt
Organism: Plodia interpunctella (Indianmeal moth)
Lineage: Eukaryota; Metazoa; Arthropoda; Insecta; Lepidoptera; Pyralidae
Product: cytidine deaminase-like
Exons: 2
Coding region: 125-583 (152 amino acids)
Cellular component (GO): cytosol
Molecular function (GO): zinc ion binding; cytidine deaminase activity
Source: RefSeq, a predicted model, not a curated record